AUGUACAAGCUUUUUGGGCCGAAGCCAGUCGAGCUUGUUCCGGGAGACCGAGUUCUACCACUGCAUUUCUUUGAGAGUAACCCGCUUGUCCAGGGUAACAAUAUGGCUGUGUCUUUGGUGUUUGAUGCAGUGCUCAACCCGGAAAUACUACGGCAAUCUCUCGAGGGCCUCGUUAAGCGGGACGGAUGGCAAAUAUUGGGAGGUCGGCUCAGGAAAAAUGAAUCAGGCAGUAUCGAAUGGUAUAUUCCAGGAAAGUUUACAGUUGAGAGGCCGGCAAUCUCUUUCGCACACAUCGAUCACGGCAUACCCACUACUUCACACCCAGCAGCAUCUCAAAUUCCAAACCCCGAAAGCCGCCCUGCCAUCGUGAGCGACCCAGACCAGCUACAAGACCUUGCUUGGGGGCCCGAUUAUCAGCCAGGAGGUAUCCAAGACUACCUUAGCUCAGAUAAGCCGGUGCUUGGACUACGGGUCAACUCUUUCACAGAUAAGACAGUUGUAGUUCUGCAGUGGCAGCAUGUUGCAUUCGAUGCACUUGGCCUAAAGUAUGUCAUUGAAGGAUGGAUUGCUAUGCUCUGGGGCAAGGUAGACGAAAUCUUAACUCCAGUUCAGCACGACAUAGAUCCAUUCAAGUCAUUCGAAACAGGUUCACGUCCUAUAGCAGAAGAACAUGUUCUGAAAGAUAAAAAUGUGGGUCUUGGAGGUAUGAUUAAGUGGGGAUUGGGGUAUGGCUUCGAUAUGUUGGUCCGAGCGAAGGAGAAUCGCAUGGUCUGUGUACCUAAGUCGUACUGGCAGCCUCAGCUUGAGAAAGCCUUGAGUGAGCUUCGAGCCGAGGCUAUCGUCAAUGGAGAAGAUGAAUCGAAGGUGUUCUUGACUGAGAACGAUAUUAUUACUGCGUGGAUAUUGCGUUGUGUGGUUGGUGAGAUGGGAAUGGACCCUAAUAGAACGGUUGCCGCAUCUAUCGCUAUGUCCCUUCGUAAGGCCUUUGAGGGCGAUCUUAUCCCUGCAUCCUCUGAGCAUCCAUAUAUUGGUAACGCCUUUGGCUGGGCUAACGUUCUUACUACUGCGGACAGCGUUAAUUCGAAACCUCUGAGCUGGCUCGCACGAGAGAUUAGACGCGCCAUCAAUACACAAGGCACUCCUGCUCAACACGAGGCCUACUAUGCCACAGUCCGUGCUGGGUACGGCCUCCCCGUUGCUAUCUUUGGUGAUGGUGGCAUGGUCCAGGUCGGCUUCUCCAAUUGGACCAAGGCUGGUCUAUUUAACUUGGACUUCUCCCCAGCUGUUAAAGAUACCAAUGGUGGCAAUGUGCCGUGCAGGCCUUCUUACGUCCAAGAGAACCACGGUCCUAUCAAGCCUGGUGAUGGUUUCUUCGUCUUUGGGAAGGAUCAGAAGGGAAAUUAUUGGGCCUCCGCAUAUAAAGUGAAGGGUCAAUGGGCUAAAUUUGAGGAGCAGAUGAAGAAGGACUUCGAGGUCCAGUCAUGA
Penicillium taxi is the source of this 1485-nucleotide messenger RNA. RefSeq lists its product as uncharacterized. The record is from RefSeq and is a predicted model, not a curated record. The coding region runs from base 1 to 1485 and encodes 494 amino acids. The transcript is spliced from 3 exons. Lineage: Eukaryota; Fungi; Ascomycota; Eurotiomycetes; Eurotiales; Aspergillaceae.